Paramacrobiotus metropolitanus is the source of this 2847-nucleotide messenger RNA. Its product is annotated as multidrug resistance-associated protein 1-like. Gene Ontology annotation, molecular function: ABC-type transporter activity; ATP hydrolysis activity; ATP binding. Gene Ontology annotation, cellular component: membrane. The record is from RefSeq and is a predicted model, not a curated record. Gene Ontology annotation, biological process: transmembrane transport. NCBI's taxonomy places the organism in Eukaryota, Metazoa, Tardigrada, Eutardigrada, Parachela, Macrobiotidae.
GGGACGGUGUUGUUGAAAGCAUUUUGGAUGGAGCUUAUGUUCAGCUGCUUUCUGAAACUAAUUUACAAUGCCAUGCUGUUCUCGGUGCCAGAACUAUUGCGCCGGUUGAUAUUCUUUGUCAAACAUCCUAAGGAUGAAAUCUGGAAAGGUUAUCUUUUUGCCGCGUUGUUGCUGAUGGCUUCCAUGAUCCAGACCAUGUCUAUUGGACAUUAUUUCCAUCGGUGCAAUAUUUUGGGAUUACGAAUACGCACGGCGUUGAUGAGCGCGGUCUACCGAAAGAUUUUGCGCACCGGGCCGUUUACACGAAGUGAAGCAAAUGCAAAACAAUUCCAGCCGACUAACCUGAUCUCGGUGGACGCGCAGCGGAUUAUGGAUUUAUCAUCAUUUAUAAAUCAGUUAUGGGAAGUGCCACUUCAGAUCGGCAUUUCCAUGUACCUGUUGCAUAAUGUUUUGGGUGCAUCAGCAUUUGCUGGAUUGGGUGUUAUGGUUUUGAGUAUCCCCAUUGAAGUCGGCAUUGCAGUGUGGAGUAAGCGACUUCAGGUUAAACAAAUGGUGGUAAAAGACGCUCGUGUACGGUUAACUGGCGAAGUCUUUCGGGCGAUCAAACUUUUAAAACUCCACGCGUGGGAAGGAAUUUACGAAAAACGAAUAUUUCGAUUUCGUUCUGACGAGUUGAAAACAUUGCGAGCGAUAGCGUAUCUUACCGCGUUCUCUACCUUUUAUUCCAUAACAUCACCUUUCAUUGUGGCUUUAGCAACGUUUGCUUGCUACGUGUUGGCCGGUCAUGUUCUGGACAGUGAAGAGGCGUUUGUUGCCAUCGCUGUUUUUAACAUCUUAAAAAAUCCGAUGAAUAUGCUUCCCCCUACUAUCGGAAACGUCAUUCAGGCAAUGGUGGCGAAAACGCGCCUCACGAGUGCACUUAAUGCUGACGAACCCAAACCUUACGUGUCCGGCGUAAGUACCGGCAAACAACAGCCCGCCAACUACAGUACAGCCGUCACAAUUCGUAACGGUUAUUUCGCAUGGUCAGCCGAGCCGGGUCAUGAGUGUUUGUCGAAUAUCAACCUGGAAAUCCCAGCCGGCAAGCUAGUCGGUAUUGUGGGCCAAGCCGGAUCCGGAAAAACCGCCCUAUGUCGCGCCUUACUAGGAUUGAUGAAUCGGCGAUCGGGAACCGUUGAAUCAGCGGAAUCAAUCGCAUACAUGCCGCAACAAGCAUGGCUUCAAAGCCGGUCAAUCAAAGACAACAUUUUAUUUGGCCGGCCAUUUCAAAAGUCUGCCUACCAAACCGUUGUGCAGGAUUGCGCUCUUGAAGAGGAUAUUGAAUCAUUCCAAGAACGGGAUGAAACUGUGUUAUCGGAUCAAGGUUCAAAUUUGAGCGGAGGACAGCAGCAGCGGCUAUGUUUAGCGCGAACUGUUUACGGUCAUGCAGAAGUUUUUGUACUUGACGAUCCUCUCAGCGCCUUGGACGCAAAAGUCGCGAAGUAUGUAUUCGAAAACGUUCUUGGACCAACGGGACUAAAGGACAAAACGAGGAUUGUCGUCAUGAACGGUUACCACUUCCUCCCGUAUAUUGACCACUUGGUUGUUCUGGAGGACGGUCACAUCUCCGAAUCCGGGUUUUUCCAAGACCUCCUGCACUCUGGUCCCUUUGCCGAAUUUAUUCAAACCCAUCUGCGCAAUGAAAUUGAAGCGCUGCACGUCGACCCGGCUUUGGAUCCUGUGGAAGCCGAUCACCGCAAGAAGACGCUGGACGAAGUGGUACAGAAGCUUCCGCGUAGUAUGAAAACAUCCCUGCGCGAGCAUCGUCGCAGUCUGAUCGCAUCACGAAGACCUCAGCGACUAGCCUCGCAAAUUUCCCGCGUCGACUCAUUGGAAGAUCUCAGCAGUCGACUGAAACAGGUGCAGCAAAAAGGGGAUAAAGGGAGCAAGGGAUCCGACGCGGGUCUUCAUGGAAAAGAAGGAAACGGUGUGAAACGGGCCAGUUGGCUGGUGUACGGCCCGUUUAUACGCACGGUGACCUUACGGAUAACCAUGUUGAUAUUGCUGACCAAUGCGGCAUCCACGGCGUUUUCCGUAUCAACGAGUAAUGCGGCAUCCACGGCGUUUUUAUCACCGCUGUGCACAGCGGUGAUAAAAAUGAUCACACAGCCAAUUAGUUCCAGUCUUAAUGAUAACCACCUGCAAUCCAUAAAAAUUCAAACACAAAUAGGUAAAUAUACAUAACAUUUACGAAAUGGACGGUGACCUUUGAGCAACCAAGCUGAGCAACCGAUAAGCUUGGAUCAUUCCCGAUUCCCGUCCGCCUCCUGAAUGGCCGGCAUCGGGUGCAAUUCAGUUUACCAACUACAAAUGUCGUUACCGUCCCGGUUUGGAUCUUGCAUUAAAAGGAUUAUCCUGUGAUAUUCUUCCCCGUGAAAAGAUAGGAAUCGUUGGGAGAACCGGUGCCGGUAAAAGCUCAUUGUCACGGGUAUAUUUCGCAUCGUUGAACCCAGUGAAGGCUCGAUUAUCCUGGAUGGUGCUGACGUUUCGAAGAUCGGUCUGCAUGACUAAUUGCGAUCGCGGUUAACAAUAAUACCACCGGAUCCGCUCUUGCUCAGUGGAUCAUUACGGGAAAAUCUUGAUCCAUCUGGAAAAUGCUCGGAUGACGCCGUGUAGAGUGCAACAAGGUCAUAAUUAUUACCGAUCAUCCCUUCAAGUCUUCGAAAACUUAAAAAACAGAAUAACCUGCAUCUGUGCGUUUGAAUGGGAAUACCGGCAUACCUGAGAUUACUUCCUCCUUCGCUCACAGGCCGGAUGCAUUAGUCCGCCUUGCAGACUUCGUACAUAGUGUUUCAAGUGCGCUGCUUC